GACUUGGCUCCGACGAUACUCGGCGUUACCGGCUUCUUCUGCUUCUUGUCCCUCAUUGUUGUAGCGCUUCGCCUAUACGCACGAGCUUUCAUGGUACGGCGUCUAGGUUGGGAAGACCUUUUGAUCUUCAUCACCGCUCUUUUCGUUCUGGGGUGCUGGAUCUGCUUUGUCGGCGAGGCAACGACUGGAGUGCUUGGGCACCACAUGGAGACUGUCACGAUACCACAAUACGAGCUGUUCCUACUAUGGACGUUCCCGCAUCAACUCUUCAUCUCGCUCGGCAAUGGAACAUUCAAGUGCAGUGUUGGCUUCUUCUUGAUCCGAGUGGGCACGAAGAAAUGGGGUCGAUGGGUGCUGUACUGUCUAAUGUCGUUCAUCGCCAUCUCCUCCCUGGUAUAUGGUUCCACACUCUUUUGGUCCUGUAUCCCGCUGCGUGCAAACUGGCAUUUCGACGAACAGAAAGACGCAAAAAUGAUCUCGACCAAGGUGUGGAUGGGUCUUGCUAUGUGGAACGCCGUCGCAAAUAUGUUGACGGAUAGCAUCCUUGCUGUUUGGCCCCUGCCCAUUGUGCUUAAGAUGAGAGUGUCGACUUUCAAGAAGGCCGCGCUCGUUGUCUCGUUGAGCCUGGGAUGGCUGGCAGUCGUGUGCUGCGCAGUCAAAACAUGGGCCAUGUGGAACUACUUUACCGUCUCGGACAAGUACUACAAGGACCUUUACUUCUUCUUGUGUUUCCUGGAAAUGAGCGUCGGAACAAUCGCGGCGUCAGUACCAUUGUUGCAACCACUUGUC
Molecule: messenger RNA, 789 nt
Organism: Aureobasidium melanogenum CBS 110374
Lineage: Eukaryota; Fungi; Ascomycota; Dothideomycetes; Dothideales; Saccotheciaceae
Exons: 2
Source: RefSeq, a predicted model, not a curated record